AUGGUCAAGCUUCGGGGCACCAGGUGCAGAUGCGGCAGAGCCCAGCCAGUCUUUGGGAUGCCAGGUGAUGAGAGAGGCACUUGUUGCAGCAAGUGCAAAGUUGAAGGCAUGGUUGACAUAAAGCAUCGCAGAUGCAAGUGUGGCAGAACUCAGCCCAGGUACGGCUUUGCUGGGGAUGCCCAGGCUUCUUGCUGCAGCCACUGCAAGGAUGAGCGAAUGACAGAUAUUGUCGAGCGAAGAUGCAGGUGUGGCUCCGCAAGACCUAGUUUCGGUUUUGCCCAUGACGAGCAAUCGUCUUGCUGCGUCAAGUGCAAACUUGACGGCAUGGUGGACAUCAGGAAUCCAAGAUGCAAGUGUGGCAAGGCUCAGCCAUCUUUCGGCUUUGUCAAUGACGCAAAGCCCUCUUGCUGCAGCAAGUGCAAAGCUGAUGGCAUGGCAAAUGUUGUGAGUCCAAGGUGCAAGUGCGGCAGAGCCAUUCCUAGCUUUGGUGUUGCUGGGGAUCCACGGCCCACUUGCUGCAGCAAGUGCAAAGAGGAAGGCAUGAUGGACAUCAAAAGUCCCAGGUGCCAAAUUUGCAAAAAGCUUGCUUCUUAUCCAGAUGCGGCUGGUCGACCAAAGCAACUUUGCGCAGCGCAUUCUGCCGAGGUGGGAGCUCACACACUUUCGUCCCCUGGUCGAUCCCGCAUUGCCAGCAAGUUCUUUGAUGCCUUGGAGACUGAGCUCGGCCAUGAGAUGCCCUUCCGCUACAGAUUCGAUGCGGAAACUGUCACCUGGUCAGGCAAGGAGGUUGCAGGACUGGUGGCAGAUCGCAACCUGCAGCCAGAUGCAUACGACCCAAAAAGCGGCAUGAUGGUUGAAUUCUUUGGAAAUUACUACCAUGGCUUUCCGCCGGAGCAUGUGCAGUAG
Molecule: messenger RNA, 906 nt
Organism: Effrenium voratum
Lineage: Eukaryota; Dinophyceae; Suessiales; Symbiodiniaceae
Source: the annotation of a GenBank genome assembly